AAUAAAAAAUCAUCACAAUCUACGGUGUCGAAUAAAAAAAAGAAGAGAAAUAAAGUCAAAACUAUUGACAACGAAAAAUUAUUUCAACAACCGAUUGUUGAAUCUGAACGAAUUGAAGAAAAUGAAUCUUCAAGUAUUAUAAAUAAUAAAUUAGAACCAUUUAUAGUUGUAGAAGCGAACAAAGAAAUUCAACCGAUCGUCGAAAACAAUUUCAUUGCAACUAAUGGAAAAUUACCACAAUCAAUUACUGAAGACUUACCACAAUCCGUAAUCUCAAACGGAACAACAAAAACAUCUGUUGAAAAUAAUUCUCCGAUCGUUGCAAAUAAAAACUUAGAAAAAUCUACAAUUAUAACAUCAUCACAACCUAUUACCUCGAAUGAUGAAGUUAAUAAAUCUACACCAAUAAAUAAAAAGACAGCUGCUACUACAACUACUAAAAAAGUAGUACAAACUGCAUCAUCUAAUAAAGAAAAUCAACAUUUUAUUACUUCAAAUAAACAAUUAGUACAACCUACAAUUGUAGUUAAAGAACCAGAACAACGUAAAUCUAUAACUGAACAAACUGUUUCAGCAACAUCAAAAGGUAAUACAUGUUCGGAUAUUAUUAAUAUACAAUCAGUAAAAGUAAAUCAUGAAUCAUCACAAACUGCAAAUUCACUUAAGAAACCAGAACAUUCUACAGUAUCAAUUGAAAAACCUAAACAAACUGUUAUAAUACCUGAGGUAACUGAACAAAUUUCUUGCACAAAUACAAAUAAAAAAUCAGAACAAACUGAAGUAUCACUUGAGAAACAAGAUCAACCAAUUACUCUAAUCGAAGAACCACGUGCAUCAACAAUAUCGAAUAAUGAAACGAAAAAAUCUUCAUCUAAAAAUAAAAAAUCACGACGAUCAAAUACUAAAAAAGGAAAAUCAGCACAAGUAGUGCCAAUUAAUAAUACUGAACCUAUUCUACAAGAUGAAGAAGAAAAUAUUGAAUCAGUAUCACCUUCUGUUAAUCUAACAACUAUUGUUCAAGAACAAAUUCCUACUAAUAUUGUAACAGGAGUUGAUACUUCACCAAUAAUAAUACCUGAAAUAUCAUUGAAUGGUAAAUUAUCGAAUAAUAGUGAAAACCUUCAAAAUUCAAGUGCCUUACGAUCUCGUAAAACGAAAAAGAAAAAAACAAUAGCUACAACAACAACUACUGUCAUUGAAAAACCUUCAUUUCCUCCGAUGUCAACAUCAACAACAAUAACUAAUCGCAAUUUCUUUGUUACUAUUCAAGAAUUUCUACAUGAUAGAAGAAUUAUUGCAUCCAAAUACGUUUUCAUUCUUAUUUUUCGAAUGUUAAUUAAAGUUUUAUUAUUUAAUCAUUCAUUUCAACGUAUAACAGCCUAUCGUUGGUUAUCUAAAACUCAUAAACCUUCUCUAUUUGAACCGAAAUGGGCAUCAGUAUUUGCCCAGGCAACAACUAAUUCAUAUCUACCCUCUUUACCUGUUAAGAAUGAAAAACCAUUUGUUAUGCUUUUUCCACCACCAAAUGUAACUGGAACUCUUCAUCUAGGUCAUGCAUUAACUACAUGUAUACACGAUAGUCUUUUAAGAUGGCAUACGAUGCAACGAAAAUCAUAUGCUCGUUGUAUACCUGGUUAUGAUCAUGCUGGAAUUGCUACACAGGUUAUAGUUGAAAAACAUAUAGCUCCUCAAACACGAGAACAAAUGGGAAGAGAAAAAUUUCUUGAAGAAUGCUAUCAAUGGUCUUCAACAUAUCGUCAAACAAUUGAAACACAAUUAAAACGUCUAUGUCCAUUAUUUGAUUGGUCAAAUACUUAUUUUACUAUGGAUAAAAAUCUUAUUGAAUAUGUUCGAGAUUCAUUUUUAAGUUUAUAUAAUGAUGGUCUUAUUUAUCGUGAUCGACGUAUUGUUAAUUGGUGUUGUCAAUUACGAUCAGUUGUUAGUGAUAUUGAAGUAGAUUCAAAAGAAAUCAAUGGUCGACAAAAAAUUUCAAUACCUGGAUAUUCAAAAGAAAUUGAAUUAGGUGUACUUUAUAAUAUUGCCUAUAAAGUUAUUGAUGAACAACAACAGCAAGAUAAAGAAAUUAUUGUUAGUACAACACGACCCGAAACAAUUUUAGCUGAUACAGGUAUUGCUGUUCAUCCAUUAGAUUCUCGUUAUAUGUCAUUAAAAAAUAAGUUUGUUCAAAAUCCAUUUAAUCCUCAAGAUCGUUUACCGAUUAUAUUUGAUGAAAGUGUUGAUCAAAAUUUUGGUACUGGUGCAGUUAAAUUAACACCAGGUCAUGAUGCAUUUGAUUAUACAUUAGCAAUGAAACAUAAUCUUCCAGUUCGAACGAUGUUAAAUGAUCAAGGUCGUGUACAACUUCAUUUAGAUCAUCCAUUUUAUCAACAAUUAAAUGAUUUACAUCGUUAUGAUGCACGUGAUAAAGUACUUCGAUUACUUGAAAAUCAAGGAUUAAGAAGAGGAGAACAGGAACAACAAAAAAUGAUAAUACCUAUAUGUAGUCGAACAGGUGAUAUUAUUGAACCUAUGGUUAAAGAACAAUGGUUUCUUGAUACAACUGAAAUGUCUCGUCAAGCUUCAUCAAUUGUUGAUAAUGAUACACUUAAACUAACACCAUCAUCUACUCGUAAAGUAUGGAAAUAUUGGUUGAAUAAUAAUCGACCAUGGUGUUUAUCAAGACAACUUUGGUGGGGACAUUCAAUACCUAUGUAUCGAUGUUCAAUCAAAAAUAAACCCAAUGAAUAUCAAUGGAUUGGUGCUAAAUCACUUGAAGAAGCAACUAUCAAAGCUGCUCAAUUAUAUCUAGAUAUUUUACCUGAAGCAAUUCAUAUUGAACAAGAUCAAGAUGUACUUGAUACAUGGUUUUCAUCAGGUUUAUUACCUAUAUCUAUAUUUUAUAAUACGAAUAAACAAGAAUUUCCAACAACAUUACUCGAUACUGGUUAUGAUAUAAUGUUUUUUUGGGUUGCUCGAAUGGUUAUGCUUAGUCUUAAAUUAAUUAAUCAGGUACCAUUUCAUGAAGUUCUUUUUCAUGGUUUAAUUUGUGAUCCAAAUGGUAAGAAAAUGUCAAAAUCAUUAGGUAAUAUAAUUGAUCCGAUGGAUGUUGUUAAUGGAAUAAGUCUUCAAUCAUUGCAAACACGUCUUGAACAAUCACAUUUAUCACGUAAUGAAAUCGAACGAUCGAAACGUAUACAAGCUAAUCAAUAUCCAUCAGGUAUUGAACCAAUUGGUUCCGAUGGCCUUCGUCUUUGUCUUUUAUCUCAUGAUAUAUAUCAACAAUCAAUACGUUUCGAUCCAACACAAUUUGAUUAUGUCGGACGUUAUUGUAAUAAAUUUUGGAAUGCUUAUAAAUAUGUAACAGAAUUUGCAUUGAUCGAUAUGAAUUUUCGUGAUGAAAAGUUUUCAAAUAUAACUUAUGAACAAAUAGAAAAAUUAAGUGAAAAUCGUCUUGUAGAUCGUUGGAUAUUAAAUGAAUUAAAUAAAACAAUAGGAAAAGUGAAUGAUUGUUUAAAUAAUUAUACAUUUCAUUUAGCUAUUGUUCGUUUACGUGAUUCAUUUCUAAAAGAUUUUUGUGAUUUUUAUAUUGAAUUUAGUAAAAUUCCUAUUAAACAACAAUCAAAUGAAAAUAUUAAAUCAAAUGUUCAGAUAUUACUCUAUUAUUUACUUAAACAAUAUCUUAUUCUUUAUCAUCCAUUUUUACCAGCUAUGACUGAAGAAUUAUGGCAAGAUUUAACACAAGGAAAACAAGGUUAUCUUAUUCAUCAAUUAUAUCCAACAAUGAAACAUAUUGAAAAUAUCAAUCCUAUGGAUUCUCAAGUAAUACAAAUAAUUCGUUUAAUCUUGAAAAAUUCGACAUAUUUUAAACAAAUGCUUCGUUUAUCACGUGAUUCUGAUAUAAUUAUUUAUUUUAAUAAUCAAAAUCAUGAGGAUUUAUCAACACAUAUUGAAAAUUAUCUUACAGAAAUUCGUACAAUAACUCGGUUGAAUAAUAUUCAUGUUGUAUGCUCAUCAUCGAAUAAUUCUCUUGAUAAAUCAAAAUUUUCAUUUCACGAUUAUAUUACGGAUAAUGUUGAACUGAUAUUUAACUUAAAUGAUGAUAAACAAACAAAAGAAUUGGUUGAAAAACAUGAAGAACGAUUAAGUAAACAAGUUGAUAAAUUACAGGAUGAUCUUGGUGUUAAUGAAACUGCGACAAAAUUUUAUCAAGAAAAUAAUGAUGAAGAAAAUAUUGAACGUGAAAAAAAUCGACGUGAAAUUAUUAUGGAAGAUAUGAAAUUAACACAACGAAGACAUGAAAGAUUUGUUGAAUUAGCUCAAAAAAGAACUGUUAUUGAAAAGAAGAAUAAAAAAGAAAAAAGAUCUUAG
Molecule: messenger RNA, 4368 nt
Organism: Adineta steineri
Lineage: Eukaryota; Metazoa; Rotifera; Eurotatoria; Adinetida; Adinetidae
Source: the annotation of a GenBank genome assembly